AUGCCCGCAGUCGGAAUUGUCAACGGAGUAGGAAGAAGGGAAUAUCCCGGUAACCUCACUCCUUACGUCACCGUGACGUGUAUCGUCGCCGCCAUGGGUGGUCUCAUUUUCGGUUACGACAUCGGAAUCUCCGGUGGAGUGACAACUAUGGAGUCGUUUCAGGAGAAGUUCUUCCCGUCGGUAUACAAGAAACAACAGAACGAUCACGAGUCGAGCAAAUACUGCAGAUUCGACAGCAUUUCUCUCACACUCUUCACCUCCUCUCUCUACCUCGCCGCUCUCUGCUCCUGCGUCGUUGCCUCUCACGUCACCCGGAAGUUUGGCCGGAAAUUUUCCAUGCUUCUCGGCGGAGUUCUCUUCUGCGCCGGAUCUCUCCUUAACGGAUUCGCAACCGCUGUGUGGAUGCUCAUCGUUGGCCGUUUGUUACUCGGUUUCGGUAUCGGCUUCACCAAUCAGUCCGUACCGUUGUAUCUCUCGGAGAUGGCACCGUAUAAAUUCAGAGGAUCACUAAACAUUGGAUUUCAACUCUCAACCACCAUCGGCAUCCUCGUCGCCAACGUCUUAAACUUCUUCUUCGCAAAGAUUCGCGGCGGAUGGGGUUGGCGGCUAAGUCUCGGCGGCGCCGUCGUUCCCGCUCUUAUCAUCACCGUCGGCUCCCUUUUCCUCCCGGACACACCCAAUUCCAUGAUCGAGCGAGGUCAAUUUGAGCUAGCCGAAAAGAAACUCCGUAAGAUCCGAGGCGUCGAUGACGUUGACGACGAGAUCAACGACUUGAUCGCCGCCAGCGAAGCUUCCAAGCUCGUGGAGCAUCCAUGGCGGAACCUGUUGCAGAGGAAGUACAGACCGCAUCUAACGGUGGCGAUUCUGAUCCCUUCUUUCCAGCAGCUCACCGGAAUCAACGUCAUCAUGUUCUACGCGCCGGUUCUGUUCCAGACGAUCGGAUUCGGUAGCGACGCGGCUCUGAUGUCGGCGGUAGUGACCGGUGUGGUUAACCUCGGAGCCACUAUGGUCUCAAUCUACGGCGUCGACAAAUGGGGAAGACGAUUUCUCUUCCUUGAAGGAGGAUUCCAAAUGCUGAUUUCUCAGGUAGCUGUUGCGGCGGCAAUCGGAGCUAAGUUCGGCGUCGAUGGAAACCCAGGACAUCUACCAAAAUGGUACGCCAUUGUUGUGGUCUUCUUCAUAUGCAUCUACGUGUCGGCGUUCGCUUGGUCGUGGGGUCCACUUGGAUGGUUAGUCCCGUCGGAGAUUUUCCCGCUGGAGAUUCGAUCGGCGGCUCAGAGCUUAACGGUGUCGAUGAACAUGAUCUUCACGUUCGUAAUCGCACAAGUGUUUCUGAUGAUGCUUUGCCACAUGAAAUUCGGGUUGUUCAUAUUCUUCGCCUUCUUCGUGGUGGUGAUGUCGAUUUUCGUCUACUUUUUCUUGCCGGAGACGAGAGGUGUACCGAUCGAAGAGAUGAACCAGGUCUGGAGAUCUCAUUGGUAUUGGUCAAGCUUCGUUGACGCCGAUGAGCCUGCUCGUGUAGAGAUGGGCAAACUUAACUAA
Molecule: messenger RNA, 1542 nt
Organism: Thlaspi arvense
Lineage: Eukaryota; Viridiplantae; Streptophyta; Magnoliopsida; Brassicales; Brassicaceae
Source: the annotation of a GenBank genome assembly